GAAACACAGGUUGACUGCUUGUGUCGCAUACACCACUUGUUAUCUGGCGCUAUAUAAGUCGAGCUAGAAAUCAGACAAUAGACGAUUAGAAGCCAUGACAUCCCUAACGUGCAAAUUCUUGCCUGAUCCCAAGACGAUCGCUGUUGUUGGGUGCCCGUUCAGUGGGGGUCAGCCGAAAGUAGGAGUAGACAAGGGACCCAUCCACCUUGUCGAGGCCGGGCUCUUGACGCAGCUGAAGGAGCUCGGGUGGAACGUGCAGUUUGACGGACAUCAUCAGUUCGAGGAGAUCUCGACCGCGGAUGACCCGCCCAUUGGGAAGCUGAAGAACCCCAGGUUUGUGUCGAGAGUCACGAAAGCUGUAGCCCAGGUCGUUGGUGACCAUGCUAAGAAGGGACAACUCCCACUGACUCUAGGCGGGGAUCAUUCUCUGGCCAUGGGCACCAUCUCUGGAACAUUGGAUACUUACCCUGACGCCUGCGUCGUCUGGGUCGACGCGCACGCGGACAUCAACACCGCUGAUUCCACGGACUCAGGCAACAUCCACGGCAUGCCCGUUUCCUUCCUUAUGGGCCUCGGCAGCAAGAUCCCCGAGUUCGGCUGGGUCAAGUCCGCGCUGCGGCCAGACCGCAUCGUCUACAUCGGCCUGCGCGACGUCGACGCCGGCGAGAAGCGCAUCCUGAAGGAGAACGACAUCAAGGCGUUCAGUAUGCACGAGGUCGAUAAGUACGGGAUCGGGAAGGUCGUCGAGAUGGCGCUGGACCAUGUCAACCCCAAGCGCGACAGGCCGAUCCACUUGAGCUUUGACGUGGACGCGUUGGAUCCGAGCGUGGCACCGUCGACUGGAACGCCCGUUCGUGGCGGGCUCACCUUCAGGGAGGGUCACUACAUUUGUGAGGCGAUCUACGAGACCGGUUUGCUGGUCGCGCUGGACUUGAUGGAGGUCAACCCUUCCCUGGCAGACGAAGAGAGCGUCAAGCAGACGGUCACCGUCGGCUGCUCGCUCGUCCGUUCGGCGCUUGGGGAGACGUUGCUUUGAACAUAGGAGUGCGGAAGAAUGGACAAGGAUAUGCGAAACAAAGGAAAAGCUCUGUAUCGAUUUUAUACGCAGGCCUGUCGUUGCCCUAUCAUCCGUGUAGCAUAGACCUGAUGCAUUUCAUUUUGUGGCUUUUGUGCAAUAUCAUGCCAGUGUCCACGAGAUUGUCCACGUCAACUCGGAGUACGCUUGGGGCCGCUCGAAAAAAAUAGAAUGGGUCACUGAACCUCGAGGCAAUCUCUAUAAUGGGUC
Molecule: messenger RNA, 1285 nt
Organism: Gloeophyllum trabeum ATCC 11539
Lineage: Eukaryota; Fungi; Basidiomycota; Agaricomycetes; Gloeophyllales; Gloeophyllaceae
Product: Ureohydrolase
Exons: 10
Coding region: 95-1036 (313 amino acids)
Cellular component (GO): cytoplasm; cytosol; nucleus
Molecular function (GO): manganese ion binding; arginase activity
Source: RefSeq, a predicted model, not a curated record